This is a messenger RNA of Acanthosepion pharaonis, 957 nucleotides long. The record is from the annotation of a GenBank genome assembly. NCBI's taxonomy places the organism in Eukaryota, Metazoa, Mollusca, Cephalopoda, Sepiida, Sepiidae.
AUGGACGAGAGGAGGCUCGUGGUACUGACGAUGCUAGUUGUGGUAGCUAAUACCUGGGAACACAUCAUUCGGCAUUGCGUUUUAAAAUCAAAGAUGUCACGUUUGGAUGAUGGUUGGUUCCGUGAAGAAAAUGAUCUUUGGGAUGGAUACAGUCUAUCAAUUAAGGUCGAUGAAGUUUUAUAUCAUGAAAAGUCAAAAUUUCAAGAUAUUUUGGUUUUCAAAAGUAAAACAUUUGGGAAUGUGCUGGUCCUAGAUGGGAUUAUUCAGUGUACAGAAAGAGAUGAGUUUGCCUAUCAAGAGAUGAUUGCUCAUCUGCCAUUGAAUUCUCAUCCUUCUCCAGAAAAUGUCCUCAUUAUUGGUGGAGGUGAUGGUGGUGUAGUCAGAGAGGUAGUAAAACAUCCGUCUGUGAAACGAGUUGUUUUGUGUGAAAUUGAUGAGGAUGUAGUAGAAAUCAGCAAGAAAUAUCUACCAGAUAUGGCUAUUGGUUUAUCUCAUCCCAAACUGGAAUUAUGCAUUGCUGAUGGAGUGGAUUAUUUGGCUAAAUCUCAUGGGGAAUUUGAUGUCAUCAUUACAGAUUCACCAGACCCAGUUGGACCAGCUGAAGGUCUCUUUGGAAUAACAUUUUAUCAACAUAUAAUGAAAGCCUUGAAGCCGGGAGGUAUUAUGUGCAAUCAAGGUGAAUGUCUCUGGUUAGACAAAGAUUUAAUCCAGCGUGUUCUAAAAACUUGUCGGACAGUAUUUCCAUGUGUUUCUUAUGCAUAUACCACCAUACCAACAUAUGCAGGUGGACAGAUUGGAUUCAUUUUAUGCAGCAAUACUGAAAAGAAUUUCUCAGAUCCUGUAAGGACUUGGUCAGAUAAUGAAAUUGAGUCCAUGGAUCUAAAAUAUUAUAACACACCCAUCCACAAAGCGGCUUUUGUUUUACCACAGUUUGCUCGGAAAGCACUUGGACUUUAA